CGAGGGAGAGAGAGAGAGGAAGGAGAGAAAGCUAGGGCUCGCAGAAUGGGACUGCGCGAGACGCUCCAAGAGGCGCUCCAGGCCCUGUAUCAUCACCCCGAUCCGGAGGUUCAUUCCAACGCGAAUCGAUGGCUCGACGAUUUCCAGCACGGAAUGGAUGCGUGGGGGCUCUCGGAUAGUUUGCUACAUGAUCCAAGCAGCAGCCUGGAGGUGUCGUAUUUCUGUGCUCAAACGCUUCGAACGAAGAUCGAACGUGACUUUGAGGAUCUUCCAUCCGGAGCUCCUGCGUCUUUGCGAUCGUCGCUCAUGAAUCUGCUUGUAAAAUUUAAUCAAGGUCCACCGCUUGUGAGAACACAGCUGUGUUUGGCGAUGGCUGCCUUGGCCAUACACAUGCCUUCGGAAGAAUGGGGUGGAGUUGGAGUGGUGAAGUGGUUGGGACUUGAGCUCGGCUCUAAUCCCAACGCCGCUCUGAGCUUGUUGGAGCUGCUAGCUGUGUUACCUCAAGAAGCUUACGGUACCAAAGUCACUGCCCGGCCGGAAAGAAGACGCCAAUUCCAGAAGGAAUUAGCGAUGUCUGUACAAGACGCCUUUGCGUUGCUCGGUUCGUGCUUAAGAAGCUCUGACGGACUCCGAGAACAGGUUUUAGAAGCAUUGGCUGCUUGGCUUCGACUUAGCAACGGGAUUCCUGCGAAUGUGCUAGCAUUGCACCCUCUUGUUCAAACAGCGCUUUCUUCUCUGCAGUCUGAACAAAACUUUGUUGCUGCAGUUGAUGCCGUUUCUGAGCUAAUACGCUACACGAUAACUGGAUGUCCGGAAGAUGUGGCUGUUCAUAUGCCUUUGGUGCAAAUACUGGUCCCCUGCGUUAUGGGCCUGCGUCCUCGGUUUGCAGUUGCAUUGAAGUCUGCUGUGUCUGAGAAGCAAGCUAAAGAAAAUGGUGGCGCUACAGCUAUAGACGAAACCGAUGAGGACGACGAGACUGUCAAAGGAAUAGCGUAUUUGUUUGCAGAAAUGGGAGAAGCUUAUGUUGGACUUAUAGCAAGUGGUACAAAUGAAGCUAUAAUGAUAGUGGAAGCCUUAGUUGAGGUUACAUCGCAUCCGGAUUAUCCUAUUUCUUCAAUGACGUUUAAUUUCUGGCAUCGACUUAGUCGAGCUUUAACAAAAAGAGAGAACUAUAGUGCCUUCGGCAGCGAGGCAGCUGGCGAAGCAGAAAGGGAACGUCGCCUCGCUAUUUUUCGUCCUUACUACAGACUACUGGUGUCUUUGGUUAGUUCCCAUGUCGCUUAUCCACCCGAUUUUAAGUCAUGGCGAAGAGGCGAAGAUGCGGAUUUUCGUGAAACUCGAGCAGACGUUGCACACAUGUUGAUAGACGUCACUGUUGUCCUUGGUGGUCAAGAAACUCUUGGACUUCUAGCAGAACCUUUAACAAAAGUCAGUAUUCCGGCAGACAAGAACGAAUGGAAUUGGCGACCUACAGAAGCUUUACUAUACUGCAUCCGCGCAAUAGCGAAGACUGUAUCUCUUUGGGAAUCAACUCUAAUGCCAACGGUUAUGACUCUGUUACCUCAACUGCCAACAAUACCGGAGGUGCUUUACACAUCAUGUUUGACUGUUGGAGCUUUUGCGGACUGGCUAGGAGCGUUUCAAAGUUCUAAAACUCUUCUUCCAACGUUGCUUGAAAUGCUUAUAGGCGCCCUUUGUGUUGGUGAGAGUCCGGCAGCAGCAGCCGCACUGGCCUUGAAACAUGUUUGCGAUGCUUGCAGGACGCAGUUGACUGGAUCGAUAGAAUCUCUUCUUGCUGUUUUUCGUCAGGUAAUGUCUGGAGAAGACAAAAAGAAAUUUCUUCUGGAUUCUGAAGGUGAAUUGCAACUGGUGGAAGGUCUCAGUAUGGUUGUGAGCGCCUUGCCUCCGGAGCAGCUGUUUCAGGCCUUGCAGCAUCUUUGCUAUCCAGUAAUCACGCCACUUCAGCAACUCAUUUUGAUUUCUCAAGCGGGUACGGACACAACCUCAAGUCAAUACACCAUACUCAUCGAUAAACUUGCCAACAUUUACAGAUACGUAACACAACCGGAGCCAUUAGCAAUGAUGUUUAGUGGCAUGUGGCCAAUACUGGAAACCGUUUUUUCACAGAAAGCUGCAGACGUUCGUACGAUGGAAAGGCUUUGCAGAGCAUGCAAAUAUGCGGUCAGAAGCUGUGGAAAAGCAAUGCUAUCUAGCAUGGGACCUAUGCUUGGAAAAAUCCAACACCUGUUUCAGGAACACAAUCACCCAUGCUUUCUCUAUCUUGCUAGUGAAGCUAUCAAGGUGUUUGGAGCCGAUCCGAAUUGUGCUGUAUAUCUAAGCAAUCUUAUUUCUGUUUUAUUUAUGAAAACGCUGAGCUUGUUAAAGAGCAUCAAGGAUUUUACUGAGAUGCCAGAUUUAGCGGACGAUUGCUUCCUAUUGGGUUCAAGGUGCAUAAGAUACUGUCCUCACCUUCUUGUACCGAUGGAAGCUGUAUUUGGGCCUUUGCUUGACUGCGCAAUUACGGGAAUAACCAUACAGCAUCGGGAAGCUUGCAGAUCUAUCUUGACAUUCCUGAAAGAUGUCAUCGAACUUUGUAUUUCACCUGGUGGAAAACCUUUUCAGCUUUAUAUAGAUAACGCUUUACUCCCCCGUGGCCCUGCGUUAACGCGAGUUUUAAUAGCAGCACUUGCUGGUGCCCUUCCCACGUCGCGCCUGGACGAGGUGAUUAGCGUCAUCCUGUCACUCGCACGCUUAUACGGCCAGAAAGUUGCCUCCUGGGCACAAGACGCUGCAACGCUGGUUCCUUCGUCCAUAGUGACGGACAACGAGAAAGCAUCAUUUUUGCAGGCUGUAUCUCUAGCCGGUUCCGGUGCAGAACAAUCUACCGUGACACCCUCUCUGGAAGAAAUCUCCGAUGUGUGCCGUCGCAGCAAGAAAGUUCAAGAAGCCGUGCAACUUGCUCUUCGACCAUCUGAAUUAACUCUGUCUCCACUCGCUUGUUGAGGCAAGAGUAACAAACCAUAUCUCAUUAAAAGAACUGCUGGGAUUACUUGGUAUCUGUUUUCUAGUCCAAGGCCAUUCUUCACAAAGUGCUCAACAUCUCUGAUAUCUACAACUAUCAGCUUCUUCAGUACGCAGUGGCAAGUAAAACUGCCGCCAUUGAUCUUCUCCGCUGGUAUUUUUGAGAGCUUCCCAGAAGCAGAGAUAUCUGUUAACCACGUCCCAGAAUUGGCUACAAUCAAAAAUGCCAUCUCCGUCUUCAUCUGAGAAGUUCUCCAAGGCGCUGCCGAGCUGGUCCCUCAAUAAUUUGAGCAGUUCUGGGUA
Messenger RNA from Selaginella moellendorffii, 3324 nucleotides. RefSeq names its product transportin MOS14. The transcript is spliced from 28 exons. The record is from RefSeq and is a predicted model, not a curated record. Gene Ontology annotation, biological process: protein import into nucleus. The coding region runs from base 46 to 3003 and encodes 985 amino acids. NCBI's taxonomy places the organism in Eukaryota, Viridiplantae, Streptophyta, Lycopodiopsida, Selaginellales, Selaginellaceae. Gene Ontology annotation, cellular component: nuclear membrane; cytoplasm. Gene Ontology annotation, molecular function: small GTPase binding.